Molecule: messenger RNA, 2936 nt
Organism: Biomphalaria glabrata
Lineage: Eukaryota; Metazoa; Mollusca; Gastropoda; Planorbidae
Exons: 7
Coding region: 1617-2705 (362 amino acids)
Source: RefSeq, a predicted model, not a curated record
GUCUUAAUGAUUGGUUUUUAGAUCUUACACCAAGAAGACGGUUGUCAAAAUAGUGCAUGUGAAUCACAAAUAGAUUCAAUGUUUUAAACAUUGACAUUUAUUUACUCUAAGCUGUUUGAGAUCAACAGAAAAAAUAGUCAAAAGAUGAGGAUUUAUUCAAAGCUGCAUCCUCUAUUGACAGUUGCUCAUAAUCAAAUCUAGAUGUAAAUGUUUGGUUUUCUGAUACUAUUCAUGAAAGUCAUAGUUAUUUGAUAAAGAUAUUAUUACUCAAUACACAGAUGUUUGGUAACAUUUAGGAGAUGUUAUUCGGUGUUUCCUUAUAUAAUUUUGAGACAAUGUUUUCAAGAGUGUUACAUUUUAAAAAGACAACCUUUUAAAACUCGGAUGCACAAAAGUGUGAUAACAUUCUGGAGACAUUAAAUAGAUCCCAAGACGAUCUUACCUCUUUAGAAAAGUGAGACAAAGUACAAACUAAAAACAUUCUGGAGACAUUAAAUAGAUUCCAAGACUUAUCUUCUUCAGAAAAAUGAGACAAAGUACAAACUGAUAACAUUCUGGAGACAUUAAAUAGAUUCCAAGACUUAUCUUCUUCAGAAAAAUGAGACAAAGUACAAACUGAUAACAUUCUGGAGACAUUAAAUAGAUUCCAAGACUUAUCUUCUUCAGAAAAAUGAGACAAAGUACAAACUGAUAACAUUCUGGAGACAUUAAAUAGAUUCCAAGACUUAUCUUCUUCAGAAAAAUGAGACAAAGUACAAACUGAUAACAUUCUGGAGACAUUAAAUAGAUUCCAAGACUUAUCUUCUUCAGAAAAAUGAGACAAAGUACAAACUGAUAACAUUCUGGAGACAUUAAAUAGAUUCCAAGACUUAUCUUCUUCAGAAAAAUGAGACAAAGUACAAACUGAUAACAUUCUGGAGACAUUAAAUAGAUUCCAAGACUUAUCUUACUUCUUCAGAAAAAUGAGACAAAGUGCAAGCUGAAAACAUUCUGGAGACAUUAAAUAGAUCUCAAGACGAUCUUACUUCUUCUGAAAAGUGAGACAAAGUAUAAGCUGAUAACAACAAAAGCCUACCAUCAACUUGACAAGCGCAUCAAAACUCGUCAAAGAUGUCCUGCAAGAGAAAAACUCAAACUGAUAGUAAUCUAUCGAAAAAAACUAAAAACACAAAAAGCACUCCUUACUUUUGCCUGGUUCCGGGCAAAUUUUGAUGCCAAAUGCCGACACUGUGGAGAGUUAGUGGAAACAUUGGCGCAUAUCAUGCAAGAGUGUCUGCAGCUCCAAGAGAGUCCGGGAAGUGUAUCUACAGAGUCACGUUACCUGUGUGGGAAAUAUAAGGCACUUUGCCUAACCGCAGAGUUUCUCGCCAAGGCUCUACGAGAGGACUACCAAUUGGACCAAUCAGCUGUGGGCUAUCUGUGACGUUUUAAUAAAUAAAAACUAUAACGAUUCUAGCUAAAGAAAAGCUAACAAAAUGGAAAAAAAUCACAAUCAUGAGAAUGUGUGGAAAAAAUGACUCCUGAGUCAUUAUAUAAUAUAGACAUCACAGGAUUCAGGGGAGGGGAGGUAGAGAUGAUUCUCCGCUCAUUGCUUCAGUCCAUCACCAGCCCCUAUAAUGUUGACUGUUUGUCUAAAGGAUCAGACUGACCUAGCAGACUUAUCCAGUCUUGGGGAUGAGAAUCAAGAUACAGAUCCUCAUCAUUUCACCAGUGACCAGUCCAAAAUCCAGUCAGAUGAUAUUGAAGGUCCACUAAUUGGUGAUCAUGAAACUCAGGAGUCAGAAGCUGGAGAAGCUGAUCUACACAAAUAUCUUGUUGGCUGUAAGAAGAAUCCAGGUCAUAGACAUUUUAUACUUGUUGACACAUUCACCUUGAAACAUUUACCUGAAGGUCUUCAAGACAAAGAUUUGUAUAAAUACAUCAAAGUUACAGCUGACCUCACAGUUAGAGUUGAUGUUAGAAGGACCAGUCCAGAAAGACCAAAGUUUUGGCCAGAGACAAUUAAACCAUAUCCAUUUUAUAACAUGAGUGAGAGAAGAAACUUGAGAACAGGAAGUGGAACAGUGUGGCGUGUAAACAUGUUUCAAGAUGGAUUCAAACAAGAUGAAGAUUAUGGAGAUACUGCCUACACAAAGUGUUGGUGUAGAAAAUGUGAAGAUUCAGACUCACCUAGCAAUGUAUGGUGGGAGUUUGAAGUGACCACAGCUGCACAUGUGGUUUUUGAUGACAUUGAGGCCAACCACACGACCUUGACAAUGUUUUAUGAUAGAGAUGGAAGUCCAGUGGUCAGUGUUGAUAAGGUCAGUGCUAGAUAUGUAAACAUUGAGGAUGACUUAUGUGGGUUGAAAUGUGUGACAUGUGAUAAAACUUUAGGAAUUAAUAUGUUGAAAUUGUGGAAACAUUAUAAAAAUGUCUGGAGGAAAAUCUGUAACAAAUACAGGGACUCUAGAUCUCAACACAAGUUGAACUUUAUAGUGUCACAUCCUCAUGGGUGUUCUAAACAGGUCAGUGUUGGUCAAUGGAAGGACAAACUAAAGGUGGGUACAUUUAAUUCUAAAUUUACUUAUACAACUUGUACAUGUCCAGGAAGUAGUGGAGCACAUGUCCACUGUCUGGGGUAUAAUGACAACUUGAUUUGGCCUAAUCUUGUCCACAGUGGAAGUAAGUCUGGACUAAAUUACAGUGGAGUUGGUUUUAUCCGGUGAGUUGCUCCCUUUGUGAGUUGUCAAGCUCCACCAUAAAGAUGUCUUUGAAAAACCCUUGAAAUUCUGAAAAUCAAACUCAAAUGUCUCUUUAGUCUUGAGAUAAAUUUUAUACUUUGUGAUUUGUUUACUAGAAACAUUUUGUUUUAAACUUAGAAAAUAAAAAAUCUUCCUAUUGUCUUAGAUUAACUUUUCUUCUCGUUAUGUAAAUAAAUUGUGUAUGUUGUCUUUAAA